Molecule: messenger RNA, 966 nt
Organism: Miscanthus lutarioriparius
Lineage: Eukaryota; Viridiplantae; Streptophyta; Magnoliopsida; Poales; Poaceae
Source: the annotation of a GenBank genome assembly
AUGGCAAUGGCUCUGCUCCCGCUACUGCUCUCGCUCCUCGUCGUCUCCUGCGCCGCGCAGUCGCCGGCCUCGUCGCCGUCCGCGUCCAAGGCUCCUCCGGUUAGCGCCUCGGCGCCGCGGGCCUCUGUAGCGCCACCGACAACGGCGGUCUCGGCGCCGCAAGCCUCUGUACAGCCGCCAACAACAGUUGCCGCGUCGGCGCCCCAGGCCUCUGCCGCGGCACCGACAACAGCAGCCUUGGCGCCACAGGCCUCUGCUGCGCCACCAACUACAGCAGCCUCCGCGCCGCAGGUUUCUGCCGCGGCGCCACAGGCCUCCGCCGCACCUCCUACCGCCGCCGCCGCCUCGCCGUCACAAGCCUCUGCCGCGCCGCCAACCACAGCCUCCUCUCCGCAGCUCGCUGCCACGUUGCCUCCGGUUGCCUCCCCGGCACUAGCUGCGACGACACCUGUCCCUGCUACCCCUCCAGCCACGCUACCUCCGGCAACACAGCCUCCCGUCGCGUCGCCUACCGUCGCCGUCGCCGCGCCAGCCCCGACGAUUCCGGCUCCAGUCGCCUCCCCGCCCCUGGCAAUGCCACCAGCGGCGCUUCCUCCGGCCACGCUCCCUCCAGCAAUUGCUCCAACGCCACUUCUCGCUGCCCCGGUCCUGCCUCCCACCGCGCCACCGGUCACGGCACCUGCACCGGCCCCCGUGUCUCCGGCUCCAAGCGUCGCCCCGACCCCGUCGCCGACAGAAGCCCCCACCCCGUCGCCCACAGAGGCACCGACCCCGUCGCCCACGCUGGCGCCGGAGCUGGCGCCUACACUCGCGCCGUUCAGCUCGGUGUCCGUGAGCCCGUCGCUGGCGCCGGGCCCCGCGCUCGCUCCGGACGAGGAGUCGGCGGCGCCGAGCUCGCGCACCGGCGUCGUCGCCGCCGCUCUGGUGUCGUCCUUGGUGGCCGCCGGGCUCGUCGUCUUGUUUUAA